This is a messenger RNA of Mesoplodon densirostris (Blainville's beaked whale), 1343 nucleotides long. RefSeq names its product HIG1 hypoxia inducible domain family member 1A (gene HIGD1A). Gene Ontology annotation, cellular component: mitochondrion. Lineage: Eukaryota; Metazoa; Chordata; Mammalia; Artiodactyla; Ziphiidae. Bases 108 to 389 code for a protein of 93 amino acids. The transcript is spliced from 4 exons. The record is from RefSeq and is a predicted model, not a curated record. Gene Ontology annotation, biological process: negative regulation of apoptotic process; mitochondrial respirasome assembly.
GUGGGCGGGACCGGGAAAAGCCGGGCAGACUGCUGGUGCGCGAGGUGGGUCAGAAGCCGGUAGGAGCCUGCGACGUCGUGCAGUUGUCUGAAGAUUCUUCAAUCACUAUGUCAAGUGACACAGAUGUUUCUCUUUCUUCAUAUGAUGAAGAUCAGGGAUCUAAACUUAUCCGAAAAGCUAGAGAGGCACCAUUUGUCCCCAUUGGAGUGGCAGGUUUUGCAGCAAUCGUUGCAUAUGGAUUAUAUAAAUUGAAGAGCAGGGGCAAUACUAAAAUGUCUGUUCACCUGAUCCACAUGCGCGUGGCAGCCCAAGGCUUUGUUGUGGGAGCAAUGACUCUUGGUAUGGGCUAUUCCAUGUAUCAAGAAUUCUGGGCAAAACCUAAACCUUAGAAGAGGAGAUGCUGUCUUGGUCUUGGUGGUGCUUGCUUUACUUAGACAUCUCAUAUUGAGGUUAUAUGUUUAUGUUAAAAAUAAAUUCUGUGGGUCGGACAAUAACAUAGUAAUUUGAAUAUUGGCUUCCUUUCUUGUAGGCUUGAUUUGCCUAGUGACUAGUUCACUCGCUAGGUCAUUCAGGGGAGUCAGAUUAGCAGAAAAACAUGUCACUUUUAAAUGCAUUUGAUAGUGGUACAGUGUCCACCUUCUUAAACUCUUCUGAUAAAAUUACUUGUAAAGAGGACAACAUGCCAAACCUGAAAAUGCUCCCAGUUGUUGCAGAAUAUCAUAUGCUUUUGAUGUAAUGUAGGAAUCCUAUUUACCCCAGUUAAUUUAACUCUUUCUGACUGCCUUGUGGACUGAGUACUGUUUUUAAGGUCUGGUUGGCUCUUGAAGGACCCUUUCAGAACACUGCACGGAAUAAUUAUAAACCUCCCAGCAACUAUGUGUGUGUUUUUAAACCAAACCUAAAGAGCUGGUAACAGCUGCUUUGAAGUAGUAUCUGUUUCAGAAUCAUAGUUGUAAACAUGAGAAUAACUUAACUGUAGAUCCCCGUUUAGCUGUUUUGUAAUUGCAGAAUUAUAGUUUGCUGCUGUUAUAUUAGAAUAAUUUUUAAAUGGCAUUUUGAAAUAGAAAUGUGUAUUUUAAGUGCUAAUGCAAAGGUAAAUGAAAAAUACUUUUUAAAUGUGUGCAGCCUGUUUAUUUUCUCUGAAAGAAUCAUAAAUGUUAAACUAAAUUGCCUGUAAUGGAAGUGAUGUAUGAGCAAGCUGGUUUGGUCAGACACUAUACAAACUUUGGUAUACUACAGAAUGCUUUGUUGUACUUGUGAAAUUCUCUCGUCUAACCUGAAUUUACAUUCCAUGGUGAUAACAUGGUAAAUGUAGUGUUAUUAAAGUAAGUGAACACAUCAAA